AUGGAGCAGGCUGCGCCGAUCCACGACGCUGAAGUCACUGCUGCCGUUCUGAAGAUGCGUCCUCCGCCUGUUGCAGGUCCUGGUUCGACGCCAGACAACGCUCGCCGCCGGGAGGCGUUCUUCCGCGACGGCCUCGCCGGGGCUUCCCCGGCCGGCGGCAGCGGCGGCGCCCCUGCCACCUGGCGGCGCAGCGCCGAACUGUCGCCGCCGCGCGCCGCGCACAACUCGCCGUCAGGCGGCAGCACUGCGGCGGCGCCGGGCGCGGGUGCUGACAGCUGGCGGCGCAGCGCGGAACUGCCCGCCACGACCGUGAGCGUUACCACGGCCGCGACCUCGACCUCGACCCCGACCACGACCUCUACCACGCCGACUGCGCACAACGUGACCGUGGUCACCAAACGAGUGCUGUGGGUGGCCGAGACAGAGCCGGUGGCAGCAGAAAAACCGCAGCCUCCGACAGCAGGUGACGGAGGAGCGGCCGACCCGUCGUCUCCGCCAAAGUCCGCCCGCGUCUUCAUCUCGCUCAGCCCCCGCUCCGUCGAGAAGCUCGUCUCCGGGCAGCGGGCUCCCAGAGCUGACACGAAGAGUGCUCCCGUGACACGGCCCCAGCAGAACGGCAAUGCAGCGACCGACAGAGCCGGCGACACCUCGAGACCGGCGGUCGGCCGCGACAGGCCGGAUGGAGCUGCCGGCUCCCCGGCCGGACGGCGACCUGGGCCGCGACCGGCGGUCCCCGCGGUGAAGCCCUCCGUGACUCCGAGGAAGGACACCGUCGCACCAGAUCGCACUGCGGCGGUGUCCCGAGAAGAUUCCGUGCCACAGGGGAAAGUGUCGAGCCCUGCAGAGCUGGCAGGUCCGAGAGGAGGUUCGCUGGCGAAGGCUCCCGGUAAAGCACAGAGACCUGAACCUGGUGCGAAUCUGCCCACCACUCCUAAGACAGAAAGCAAUACACAGAAGCCAGAGGUACCACCGAAGUCCGUCUCCCAGCGAUCCAGCUUAGCUGGGGCCAAGCAGCAGAGUCCAGAAUCACCGCCUGGGACUGCCGAUGUCUCGGCAUCAACUACUGUCGAGUCCACAGGUGACGACACGGACAUUCCGUACGCAGAUUCGGAUGACGAGGCGAGUGCCGGUGAGAUGUCGCCCGUGUACCAGCCCUCCGCAGGGAAUCAGCCGGCAGGGGACGCGGACGGGGCAGCUGCAGCGGCGGCGAGGUCGGUGCCGCAGUCUGCGGGCCGCAUGUCGUGGACGCAGCAGCUGCUGGAGAAGCUGUCCGAGGAGGAGGACGCCAAGAGGAAGCGGCAGGCCGAGGCGCCCCGCAAGCCCCCCAGACUGGUGCGCUACCCCGGGCAGAGGGAGGCGGAGGAGGCACAGCGCAGGGCGUCCGCCCCCACCGGCUACCACCCGCUGCAAACUGUGGGGGCGACAGACCCCGUGCUGGCGAGUGCCGUGCCGGGCACGGACGCGUACGCCGAGCUCAUCGACCGCCUCAUCGAGGACGGCAGCCCCGCCACACGGCACAGGCCGUACCGCCAGCAGUAUGGACCAGGGGGCAUCCCGCUGCGGAGGCAGGCGUCGCUGGAGGAGGACAGCGGCAGCACGACCAGCAGCGACGGCGCAGAGACGGCGCGCCUGCGCCAGAAGUUCGAGGAGGAGCUGCGCACUGUGGCGGCGAUGCAGCAGCGCCGGCAGGCUGCCGACCCCGAGGCGGGAGCGGGUGCCGCGGCUACACCCCAGCCGCCCGUUCCCGUGCAGGACACCGCGCCGCUGCAGAGGGUCGCCUCACCAGCGCAGAGGGUCGCCUCACCAGCGCAGAGGGUCGCCUCACCGACGCAGAGGGUCCGGUCGCCGCCCCCUCCGGAGAGGUCGACGACCACUCCGCGAGGCUACCAGACCGUGAAGGUAACGGCGCUGGUGGAGAAACCGUCGACACCGCCGAAGAGGCAUCCGUCGGCGCAGGCCGAGCCGUCGGCCUCUACGCCGUCACCCCCGAAGCAGCUGACGAGUUCUCCGGACCGGGACGCCAUCAAGCCGAAGCCCAUCUCACCGGUCGUGCGACGGACCGCGAUGUCACCGCAGCCGCCGGCGGGCGCCCGUCCGCAACAGGCCGUGCCGAAGCUGCGUGCGUCGCCGAUGCAGCAGCAUCGUCAGCAGCAGCAGCAGCAGCAGCAGCAACAACAACAACAACAACAACAGCAGCAGCUGCGGCAGCAGCAGCAGCAGCAGCAACAGCAGCAACAACAACAACAACAACAACAGCAGCAGCAGCAGCAGAAGACGAAGAGCUCGGGACUGCGGAGGUUCCUGUCCCCGGCGGCCAGCCUGUUCGCGUCGGCCACGGGCAACAGUCCUCGCAACCGCAGGAGUCUCAGUGAGGACCGCAGCUCUAGGUCCUCCCCACUCCUGCUGAAACCGUACAAGUCCAAGAAGCAGCAGCAGCAGCAGCAGCAGCCGAAUGCACAGGAGGACGCCGCGCAGAGGCAGCCGUUGCUGGCGCAGAAGAAGUCCACGCCGCAGCCCGCAGCCGCCACACACGAUGCCAAAAGGAAAGUCCACCCCACCUCAAAUGCUCCACUGGUGGAGACGGCGUUCCUCUCCGAGCCGAAGAAGCCGACGCCGACAGCGACGCAGCAGAACCUGCUCAACGCGGGGGCGGACUACCGCAACAAGCCGCUGCCCCCCGUGCCGCCCCACCGGACCUCCAGCCGCAGCAGCAGCGGUGCCGGCACUGCCCCCGCACCCACACCCGUCCCGGUGCCCACCCCCGUGGUGGCCGCCCCCGCCGGAGGCAGCUCGCACAGCACUGCGCGGACCAUCCCCGACACGUCUCUCGUGCUGGAGGAGCGGCUGGACAGCAUCCGCCGCAGCCUCACGCCCACGCAGUACUCCAGGGGCGAGGUGCCCGCAGCUGCAGACUUUGCCGGCCGGCGGCAGCAGAAACGCUACCAGUCGCUGCCGCCCAUGUCGUCCCUGCCGGCAACGCGCCAGCAGCUGGAGGCGAUGGAGCGCGCGGCCCGCGGCUCGCCGCCUGCCUCGGAGUACCGGCCGGCGGGCAAACCGUCGGCUGCUGCGAGUCAGUCGGCGUACCGGCAGCUGCCGAAGGAGGCUCCAGGAAGCCCACAGGAAAACUGGGAAGUGGAGCGGCAGCUCACCGUCGAGGACGCGCAGCCGAAGGUGACCCGCCGCCCGCCCUCCGGGAGGAUCCUGCCGCUGCAGCUGGUGAGGCCGCUGUCCUCCACAGUAGAGGUCCCUGCGAACCCCUCGGCCGGUAUCUACCAGAAUGUCCAGCAGACCAACAGGGCGAGGCAGCAGGCCAGCUACCCAGAGGUCUACUACCACGGCAAGCAGCACGACACCCAGUCGGACACGGAGGCCCUCCGGCAGAACCGGCCACCCACGCAGCGCGGCCGCGGCGGGAGCGUCGCGUCGGACGGUGCCGACACGGUGCAGUCGUCGCGCAGUGUGGACGCCAGCUCGCCGUCGUCAUCGUCGACGGCGACGGUGGUCUCCUCGGCACAGCAGCAGCGGCAGAGGCCCGGGGACGCGGUGGACGCGGCGGACGUGUCGCCUGGGGCGGCUGAAGUACAGAGGGUGAUGCAAGCCAGACCACCUAUGGCGCUGCCGCCCCCGUCCGGCCGCAUGUCGGCCCCUCCGAGCACCGCCGACUGGCAGCGCCGCUAUGGCCACAUCCAGCAGCCGCUGCUGCAGUCGCCGCCCGCCCUCGUGCCGGUGUCGGCAGCCAUCAAGGUCACCAGGGAGCCCGUCUACAGCAACCUCUCGCAGGCGACGCCCUCGCAGCAGCCGCAGCGCCGGCAGCACGUACCGCUGUCGCCCGUCUCCCCGCCGCCGGACGGCACGGUGCGCCUGAGCCGACGCGAGCUGGAGGCGCUCUACUGGCAGACGCAGAUGCUGCGCGAGGAGCUGGCCGCGCAGAAACGCUACCUCGGCAUGACGGGGCCCGCGCCCGCCUCCGACACGUCCGUCGCCUCCACUGCGACCGCGGGGAGCGGGGGCGGCGCGUACGUGUCCGUCCUGCCGCGGCCGCAGCCGGUGUACGCCAGCCCGCAGACGCAGCUGCCUCCCCAGCAGCAUCGCCGCUCGCGCAGCAUGUCGCCGUCGCCGUACCACGGGCCCGUCUCUCCUGGCAGCGCCUACCCUCUGUACGCUUCCAACAGGAGCCUGAGCCUGAGCUUGCCGCGGGGCGCCGUGCUGCCGGAGCUGUACGACGCCCAGCAGCAGCCGUUCGUGCGCGGCGCGCCGUACCGGAACACCGUCGCCGGCAUCCGCAGCCACUCCGUUUCGGAGCGCACCUCCACCCCCACCAUAUACGAGGAGGCUGCGCACCAGCAGGCUGCGGCUCCACGGCGCGAGCAGAGUGCAGACGGGACUCCGCACCGCAGGAGCCGAGGCGUGGGGGCGGGCGAGGGGCCGCCACCCAUCUUCAAGAGGGGGUCGCUGCAGGGCCUGCCCGAGCCGGACGGUCCGGCCAGCUCCACGCCCAAGAGGGUCAGCUUCACGCCGGGAGAGGACGUCUCGCCGCGGCCCAACUGGCCCACGAGAAACGGACCGGCAGCACAGCCCCCGACGAGGAACAGGGACAGUGUGGAGUCUGACGUGUUCCUGCCAAACUCGCCGCCGCCCGCCACUUCUGCUGCCAACUACGUGAACCUGUCCGACCUGGGCUACGCGUACGGCUACGGUUACGGUUACGGAACAUCUGUGGCUGCGGAGCGGCGCAGGCCGUACGGUGUCGUGGUCCGGCGCAGCGCCCCGCCGGGCUCCGUCACCAGUCCCACCGGGACUCCCGACAGGCCACUCCCGCCCCUGCCGCCGAGUUCGAGCGGCGAGCUGUCCGGCAGCAACUCGUCAGUGUACGGAGUGGUCGUCCGCAAGCCGCAGCCGCAGCAGCCGGUGCAGCUGUCCCCGGACCGCUGGCAGUACCGCGCCGCAUUCCCGUCCCCCACCGGCAGGUGGCCGCAGUCCGAGUCCGAAUCCGGCAGCGAGGCGGGCGAGAUCCAGCGCAUCCUGGGCCGCGGCCGCAGCAGACCAGAAGAAGAAUGGAGUGGCGAUGGAAAGCCGAGGUCAUCUGGCGACCAAUCAGGAGGCGGCGGAGGCGGCAGCCGCGAUGACUCUGAGCUGAGAGGGCGCGGCGGCGGGGGCGGAGGAGGCGGCGGAGGCGGGAGCGGCGGCCGGGCCUCCGGGGGCGGCCGCAGCCGUGACGACCCGCGGCGCCACACGCUGUCCGGCACGGCAGACCACCACCAGCACCAACAGCACCACCAGCACCACCAGCACCAGGCCAUGGCCGGUCGCGCGAUGGACCUCGAGAUGAGUUCAAAGUCACAAAGGCGGAAGUCUCCGCUGCCGCGCGGGUACCCGCCGCUGCCGUCGGCCAUGCUGUUCGACGACGACCCGGGCAUCAUGUCGGAGGUGGAGACCAGCUCGACGGGCUUCCGACGAGGCGGCAAGCAGCGCUCCAGCUUGCCCGUGGUUCGCACCCCGUCCAAGACCCUGGAGCGGCCUCUAGGGCUGGUGUUCCUCCAGUACCGUAGCGAGACCAAGCGCGCGCUGCUGCCCAACGAGAUCACGUCGCUGGACACGGUGAAGGCGCUGUUUGUACGCUCCUUUCCCAAACAGCUCACCAUGGAGUACCUCGACUCGCCCAUGGUCAAGAUCUACAUUCACGACUCCUCCAAGGACAUGUUCUACGAGCUCGAGGACCUCAGGUCCCACCUGCGCGAGAUCCGCGACCGGUCGGUGCUGCGGCUGUUCGAGGCGGCCGACGUGAACGGGGGCGUGCUGCCCGGUGCAGGGGUGGGCCUGGCCCCGCCCCCGCCACCCUCCGCCUGGGACCAGGACCAGUCCUACUUCAGCGAGCCCGAGUUCGACUCCGACUACCACCACCAGCACAUCCACAAGAGCAAGGUAAGCGUGAUGAAGAUUUCAUUUUCGAGGCGUGCCCUUUGUGGUAAGUAAGGCAUACUGCAUUGACGUCGG
Molecule: messenger RNA, 5994 nt
Organism: Schistocerca americana (American grasshopper)
Lineage: Eukaryota; Metazoa; Arthropoda; Insecta; Orthoptera; Acrididae
Product: protein PRRC2A-like
Exons: 28
Coding region: 1-5973 (1990 amino acids)
Cellular component (GO): cytoplasm
Source: RefSeq, a predicted model, not a curated record